AUGGAGCAGCGUGUUACGGCAGUCCGUCGCCGUGCGAUACCAGCCUCAGCCGUCCCGCCGGAGGUCGCAUCUGCCGAGCCAGGGAGAGGACCUGGCGAUGGUUCUGCCGGUGGUGGCGGUGGUGCUGGUGGCCCACACGGGGGCGACGGUGGACACCAUGAACCCCCUCCGCCCAAGUACCCGACAUGGCUAAGGGUCUGGUUGACCGCCUGCGGCGCCGUGUAUUGGCUGCUGCUGCGGCCGCGCCUGUUUGAGGAACGCGAGGAGCGGCGGCGGCAUCUGGAGCGGGAGGCUGCCGAGUUUCAGCGUUACGAGGACGACUGGGACACACUGGUGGCAAGGACACAAUGCACCGGUCUGGUGCCAUUUCCGCCAUAUCGCCGUCAUCGCGGCCGGGACCUCAGUCGGAAGGUCUACAGGUGGCAGCAACCCCAGCCAGAGCGUUGGGACCUCUUGUCCCAGAACGCACCGCAGCGCGUGUUGCAGCUCAUAGGUGAUCCUCGCAGCGGCAUCGCAGACGACACCAUCACCAACCCCUUUGGCGAGGUCACAGUAGAUAUGGUGCACUACCAGCCCAGCAACGAGGUUUACUGGUUCAAAUAUGAGUUUGCGGGAGCCCAGAUGCACGGCUCGCACAGAGACGCGCGCCUGUCGGACUACACGCGCAACCUGAUGUACAUUAUGCGCGCCAAGGACCCCAAGCGAUGGACCAUUCAGGCCCUGGCUGACAAGUUCCGGAUCCGGAAGCAGCGGGUACUUGCAAUCCUGGCGCUCAAAGAGAUGGAGGCUCAGCGCAUGGAGGACGGGCGGCUGCUGGGCGGCCCCCUCUCCGCCUACGCCCUCCCCGUCUACCUGCGGGACGUGCACCUGGACCCGAUCACCGGGAGCCCCCUGCUGACGCCCACCACCGCCGCCGUAACGACGACGACCCAGACGUCACCACAGCAGCAGCAGCAGCAGCAGGCUGAUGGGUUCACAGCCUCCACGGAGGAGCUGCAGGGAGCGGGAGCUGCUACUCCGGCGGCGGCGGAAGGAGCAGCGGAGGCGGCGGGGUCGGCGGUUCAUGCCCUGAAUGAUCAUGUGGACGAGGUGGUGCCGCGGGUCGUCUCAGCGGCCCAGAAACUGCAGUUGCAGCUUGUGGAGCUGCUCGGCCAGUACGAUUACGAUACGGCACGCAUCCGUACAGCCCUCCUGGCGGACUUUGACCGGGCGGCCGAGAUGGCAGCACGUGUGCUCGGAGGAGCUGGUCCUGAGGAGCAGGCGUCCUCCGGAAGCGCGCCGUACCUGCGGGACGAGCUGCAGUCGUACCGUACGGCGAUUGAGGCUGUGGUGGCCGCUGUAGAGGAGGUGGUGGCGUGUUCUGCAUCGCUACAGGAGGAGCGCCGCGCCGCAGCGCUGCGCCAGCAGGUGGACUCGGUUCUGUCGGCAGCCGGGGAGGGGCUCAUGAAGGAGGCAGAGGCCGCCGCUGCAGCUGGCAGUGGCGGCGGCGGCGAUACCGGUGAUGGCGUCCCGGGGCCGAGCGAGGACUUGUUGGCGUUACAGCAGAAGCUGACGGGGAUUCUCGAGCCUGUGAUGCGGGCGCCGGGUGAUGAUGACGAGGCUGACGGCGCGCUGCAUCGGGCGUUUUUCGCCCUCUCCCCCAAGACCCGUGGGUCACUUCUGCGGCUGCUUCCGGAGCUGUCCAUCCGCCUGAACGCCGGCGGAGUCGACCUGCCGCGGGCCGCUAGGGACGCGGCGUAUAAGGGACCGAGUGCCGCUGCAGCGGCAGAGGCAGCAGGUGACGGCGGCGAGCAGUCAUUGCCACGGGAGCAGCUGGCGGUGGAUGUGUUUGGGUUUAUGCCGGUUUCGGAGCAACGUUGCACGGCAUUGGCGGUAGCGCUGCAGUCCUUGGAGGCCGCUAGGGCGGCGGUGGUGGGCAAGGUGGCGGCGUUGGAUCCCGGGAAUGCGGCUUUGAGUCAGACAGCCACCGCCCCGCCGGCUGGCGCGCCGUCCGCGUACGACGUUCAAUUGGCGCGGUCGUUGGCACGGCAGUACGUCGCAACCGACGUCAUGUGGGCGGAUCUGCUGGCGCCUUCCCAGGCGGUGGUUGAGCGGCGGUUGGCGGUUCCCUCCCUGGAUCCCGCCAGGAAGCGCCGCAUGCUGGAGGUGCUGUACGACGCGGAUCCCGGCGCCGUCACGCGGGCCUUACAGGUCGAGGCCGCCAUGCAACUACGAUUCCGAAAGGCCUUUUCGGAAGCGGAUGCGCUGGCGGCGGGCGUCGGCGGGGCCGCGGCCGCUGAAGCUGCUGCCGCUACGCAACCUGAGGGCGGUCAGCAGCGGGAGGAGGGGGAGCAGGAGAGUGGUGCAGCCGCUGCUGGGGGGUUGCGGCAGCGGCAGCGGCCCGGUGAUCGGGGCAGUUGGGACGCGCUGGCGGCGUUUUUGGAGGCGCGGGUGGCGGGCAAGGUGUACGGUAGUGGCAGCGGCGAGCGCCACGUCGCCAGACUGCCAACUUACCCCGCAUUCGAGGGCUAUAGCCUGGAGGAGUUUGACCGAGCGGGCGAGGGCGAGAUGAGCGCACUCAAUCGCAAGGCUUCGGAGCAGUUGGAUGCAGAGAUGUACGACAGGUUCCGAAAGGAUUUGCUGUUCAACCUGGGCCUGCGCGGUGAGAAGCUCCGCGUCAGCCCACAUGAGCAAGGUCCCUGGCCAUCCAACUUGCGCACGGAGCUGACGCAACCUGUCGUUGUGUACGGCAUCGGACCCGACGGUACGACCAAGUACCCGCCCUUGUACGUGGCCACCGGCGAUGGGAAGAGGCGGCCACUCAACGAUCAGGAGAAGGUCUUCCAGGAACGCCGUACGGUCAGGGAGCGACUGCCGUACUACAUGGGCCGCAUCCGUCGUAUGCCCGAGCUCGAGUAG
Volvox carteri f. nagariensis is the source of this 2898-nucleotide messenger RNA. RefSeq lists its product as uncharacterized. The transcript has 14 exons. Lineage: Eukaryota; Viridiplantae; Chlorophyta; Chlorophyceae; Chlamydomonadales; Volvocaceae. Bases 1 to 2898 code for a protein of 965 amino acids. The record is from RefSeq and is a predicted model, not a curated record.